AUGCAUCUUUUGUAUAUUUAUACUAUUCAAACUGGUCUCGGCUUUUUGAAAAAGCAGAAAAAAGAACUUCGAUAUUUCAAGAAAAGUAUACGUGCAGGACGAAGAAUCAGAGCCAAUAAAACAAGACGACAGUGUAAUGGUACAAAUAUUGAUCGAAAAUGUUCACAUGCAAAAAUAAAUGGCAAAGCAUUAUCAUCAGCGACAGAAAGUCUCUUAGACGUUUUCGAUAGCUAUUGGACUGGUGUGAUAACUUGUGGUACACCAGCACAAACAUUUGUUAUUGAUUUUGAUACUGGUUCAGCGAAUUUAUGGAUACCUGGUAAAACGUGUAAAACAAACUGUGGUGGGACACAUUAUUAUGAUCCAUCAAAGUCAAGUACAUAUAAAGCGAACGGCAAAGCAUUUAGCAUUUAUUACGGUGACGGUUCAUGGGUUAAAGGUGCUUUUGUUAGUGAUUCAUGCACGGUUGCUGGAUUAACCGUCAAAAAUCAAGUAUUUGGUGUGGUAUCCUCAGCCUACCAAAUGGGAGGCGCACAAAAUGAUGGUAUACUUGGUUUAGCAUAUGCCUCCAUAGCUUCUGGUGGUCAACAACCUCUCUUCUACAACAUGUAUGCACAAAAUUUAAUACCACAAGCUAUAUUUAGUGUCUAUUUGGAUAGUAACGGUGGUGAAUUAAUUUUAGGUGGUCUUGAUGAUACAAAAUAUAUAGGUUCCAUGACGUAUGUCAGUGUUCAACCUAAAGGUUAUUGGGAAUUUGCGAUGACAAGUAUUUCUGUUGGCUCUACAAAAAUUUGUUCCUCAGGGUGUUAUGUUAUUGCUGAUACGGGUACAACAUUAAUUGUUGGUCCAAAAACACAAGUCAAUUCGUUACAUAGUUUAAUUGGUGGUGUUACAUAUGAUUCACAAUAUGGAUUAUAUCAGGUUAGUUGUAAAAAUCGUGCAUUAUCCUCAUUUCCAAAUGUCACGUUUACCGUCAAUGGUGUUGCAUUCUCCUUAAUGCCGUUACAAUAUUUAAUUAUCUAUCGAAUAUCUAGCACUACUUACAACUGUUAUUCGGUGUUUCAACCAUCAGACAUGACAGAUAGUCUUGGAAAAUUAUUUUGGAUAUUAGGUGAUUCAUUUUUAACAAGAUUUUAUUCUUCUUAUGAUUUAACAAAUAAUCAGGUAGGUUUGGGUAUGUCGGCUAAUUACAACAAUAUACCAAUACCGCCAAGUUCCUUAUUCAAACCAAGUGGAAAGAAACGAUGA
Molecule: messenger RNA, 1248 nt
Organism: Didymodactylos carnosus
Lineage: Eukaryota; Metazoa; Rotifera; Eurotatoria; Philodinida; Philodinidae
Source: the annotation of a GenBank genome assembly